AUGUUAAAUGACACUAACUUCAAAGCAUGGAAAGAGAAUGUUAUGAUAGUUCUCAAUUGUAUAGAUCUAGACAUUAUAUUAAGAGAAAAUCUUCUUACAAUAUUUCAUGAGGAUAAGAAAGAUAUGGAUAAGUGGGACUGAUCGAAUCGCAUGAGUCUUAUGAUCAUGAAGCAUGUUGUUCUAGAAGCCUUAAGGGACACUUUGUUUGAAGAGGCCACUAUAACAAGAAUUUUUCUUGAAUAACUUAAGAAAAAGUUUGUUAAGAACGAUAAGGUCAAAACAAGUAUAAUCUUAGCAAAACUUAUCUCUAUGAAGUAUAAAGGCAAAUAAAAUAUAAGAGAGUAUAUUGUCGAGAUGUCUCAUCUUGCAUCAAAACUAAAGGUAGUAAAGUUAAAGCUAUUGGAAGAUUUGCUUGUGGAUUUAGUUUUGAUUUCUCUUCCUUCACAAUUCAAUCAAUUUAAAGUGAGCUAUAAUUGUCAAAGGGACAAAUGA
Messenger RNA from Spirodela intermedia, 492 nucleotides. NCBI's taxonomy places the organism in Eukaryota, Viridiplantae, Streptophyta, Magnoliopsida, Alismatales, Araceae. The record is from the annotation of a GenBank genome assembly.